AUGCACACCGCCAUCUUGGCCCCGCCCCUCCCGCCGGGUCACGUGGGGCGGGAAUGCCGGUGUCACGUGGGGAGGGUACGUCGGUGUCACGUGGGGGGUGUACCGGUGUCACGUGGUGCGGUCACGUGGGCGGGCCCCGUUGCCAUGGCGAGCGCGGCGCUGGGGCCGCUGUGCCUGUGCUGGGCCCUGGGCCCCGCCGCUGCCGCCACCCCCAACAUCCUCCUCCUCCUCAUGGACGAUAUGGGCUGGGGGGAUCUGGGAGUUUUCGGAGAGCCUUCCAAGGAAACCCCUAACCUAGACCAGAUGGCUGCAGAAGGGAUGCUGUUCCUGGAUUUUUAUACUGCCAGCCCCCUCUGCUCUCCCUCAAGGGCAGCCCUGCUGACGGGCAGGCUCCCGGUCAGGAACGGCUUCUACACCACAAAUGGACACGCCAGGAACGCAUACACACCACAGGAUAUAGUAGGAGGAAUCCCAGAUUCUGAAUUACUGCUUCCAGAGCUCCUGAAGAAAGCUGGCUACACCAAUAAGAUCAUUGGCAAAUGGCACUUGGGGCACCGGCCCCAGUUCCACCCCCUGAGGCACGGCUUUGAUGAGUGGUUUGGGUCCCCAAAUUGUCACUUUGGGCCCUACGACAGCAGAGAGCGCCCCAACAUCCCCGUGUACAGGGACUGGGACAUGGUUGGCAGAUACUAUGAAGAUUUCAAAAUUGAUCUGAAGACAGGUGAAGCCAACUUGACUCAGCUCUACCUGCAGGAAGCUCUGGAUUUUAUUAGCAAGCAGCAGGCCAGCCAGCAACCAUUCUUUUUGUACUGGGCAAUUGAUGCUACCCAUGCUCCUGUUUAUGCCUCCAAGCAGUUCCUGGGCACCAGUCAGAGAGGGCUGUAUGGGGAUGCUGUGAGGGAGAUCGAUGACAGCAUUGGCAAAAUCCUGAAGCACCUCCAGCAGCUGGGGAUCAGUGAGAACACCUUUGUGUUUUUCACCUCUGAUAAUGGGGCUGCUCUCAUUUCAGCUCCCAAACAAGGAGGAAGCAAUGGGCCUUUCCUGUGUGGCAAACAAACCACCUUCGAGGGUGGCAUGAGGGAGCCGGCGAUCGCCUGGUGGCCGGGCCACAUCCCUGCAGGAGGGGUCAGCCAUCAGCUGGGCAGUGUGAUGGAUCUGUUCAGCACCAGCCUCUCCCUGGCAGGUCUGCAGCCUCCCAGUGACAGACAGAUUGAUGGCAUCGACCUUUUACCUGUCAUGCUGCAGGGCAAGCUCACUGACAGGCCCAUUUUCUAUUAUCGUGGCAACGAGCUGAUGGCAGUGAGAGCUGGGCUUUACAAAGCUCACUACUGGACCUGGAGCAACUCCUGGGAGGAGCACAACAAGGGCAUUGAUUUCUGUCCUGGCCAGAGUGUGGCUGGAGUGACAACACACACCCAGGAGGAGCACACUUACCUGCCCCUGCUCUUCCACCUGGGCAGGGACCCUGGGGAGAAAUACCCUUUAAGCUUUGCCAGUGAUGAAUACCAGCGGGCUGUGGAGCACAUCUCAGGGCUGGUCCAGCAGCACAAGGCCUCCCUGGUGCCAGGCCAGCCCCAGCUGAAUGUGUGUGACCAGGCUGUUAUGAAUUGGUCCCCUCCAGGCUGUGAGAAGCUUGGGAAGUGCCUGAAAGCACCAGAGUCUGAUCCUAAGAAGUGCUCUUGGCCUCACUGAUGGCUGCAGCCCCCCAGAGUACCCAGCUGGACAUGCAGUGUGCAGUGCCUGCUCCUGUUGGCACUCCUGUUUACACAGGAAGGGUGUGAUGUGUGCAUGAUAUCAUCACUUGCUCUUCCAAAGGGGCCAGUGUUUAUAUUCCUCAUGCUCAGGGUUUAGCCUCUACUCCUCUCUUCUCCCAGUUCUUUCCCUAAAUGGUAACUCCAGUGAGGAUUGCUUCAGCUGUAAAAGCUCUCUGGACAGCCACGACUCUGCCAUCACUCCAAAAUGCCAAGGAUCACUCCUGCUGCUUCCAGCCCACCUUGCUCCCUCCCAGCAGGAGCCAUGGGACAGGUCAGGAAACUCAGAGCUGCCAGAGAGCCCUGCCCACACUGCCCAUGUUCUGUUUGCCUGUAACUUGUUGUUUUAACAUUUGAUUUCCAUUGUGAACUCUGGA
Molecule: messenger RNA, 2128 nt
Organism: Catharus ustulatus (Swainson's thrush)
Lineage: Eukaryota; Metazoa; Chordata; Aves; Passeriformes; Turdidae
Gene: GALNS
Product: galactosamine (N-acetyl)-6-sulfatase
Molecular function (GO): arylsulfatase activity; N-acetylgalactosamine-6-sulfatase activity
Source: RefSeq, a predicted model, not a curated record